GAAGAUCAAUAAGCGAGAGUGGAUGUCGUUGAUUCCGCAGGAGACCCAAAAGAUAGAGAAUCUCUGUAUAAAAGUGAAUUCUCUCACGCGAUUGAGGCUCAGUUGAUGUGUGAAAAGUGUCUGGGCAGCAUCGCGCCAUCUCAAGUUCUCCAGUGUUGGCGGGAAAACUGUGCGCAAAUCGGAAGCAGGAAGUGAGAGAUGGUCAGGGUUGCCCAUGUGAUCUUCGCAGUGCUCCUUGUGGGCAGUGGCGAGACGAGAGUGUACGAUCGCUGUGAAUUGGCGCUGGAGCUGCGCCACAGGCACGAGAUUGCCAGUGAUGCGGAAGUGGCGACGUGGGUGUGCAUCGCCCAGCACCAGUCCUCUCUCAAUACGGCCGCCGUGGGGCGCCAGGCGGACGGCCGGGGGUACCACGGGCUGCUACAGAUCAGCGACGAGUUCUGGUGCUCGCCAUUCAGCCAGGGCAAGGCGUGCGGGAUGCAGUGCUCACGCUUCAUGGAUGACGACAUCACGGACGAUCUGCACUGCUCGCGGAUCAUCCAGGAGGAGCACCAGCGCCUGUCGGGAGACGGCUUCAAUGCGUGGACAGUGUACAAGAGUCACUGCAGCGCCGGAAGAGCGCUUCCCUACAUUCACGGAUGCUUCGACAACUACAUCGCUCACGAGGAUUACUCCAGUGUGCCAACAGUCACGCGUCCUGCGUACACACCGAGUGAAGUGUUCCGGCCGCGGAAGAUCAAGUCGCGCGCCAAAAUCUACGAUCGCUGCGAAUUGGCGCAAGAACUCGUCUAUCGGCAUCAUAUCCCAAUUGAGGAAGUGGCGACGUGGGUGUGCAUCGCGCAGCACGAGUCCAACUUCAACACUUCCGCCGUGGGUCAUUUGAACGCCGAUGGAAGCGGUGAUCACGGUCUGUUUCAGAUCAGCGACAUUUACUGGUGCUCGCCGCCUGGCAAGGGCUGGGUUUGUGGCCUGUCGUGUGCCCAGCUCGAGGAUGACGACAUCAGUGACGACGUUAAGUGCAUGAGGAAGAUCUAUGCUGAGCACCAGCGAUUGUCUGGCGAUGGAUUCAACGCGUGGGCAGUGUACAGACCGCACUGCAGCGGCAGAGCCUCGAAGUACAUCGAGGGCUGCUUCACGGAGGACGAGGACCAGGAGAAUAUCAUUCAGCCAGUGCCGGGAAUUGUAGCUCCUGUCCAGCCACCCAAAUUCACAGCCACACCGGCGGUGCGAAGGCGGGGAAAGAUCUACGAUCGCUGCGAAUUGGCGCACGAGUUGCUCCACAUUCACGCCAUGCCCAGGCAUCAGAUCGCCACGUGGGUGUGCAUCGCGCAGCACGAGUCGAGUUUCAACACGGCCGCAGUGGGGCGUCUGAAUGGCGAUGGCAGCGCCGAUCACGGGCUGUUCCAGAUCAGCGAUCUCUACUGGUGCUCGCCGCCCGGCAACGGUCUCGGCUGUGGCAUCAAUUGCGAUCUCCUGGAGGACGAUGACAUUACAGACGACGUGGAGUGUGUCAAGCGGAUACACAAGGAGCACACAAGGAUAUCUGGGAACGGUUUCACAGCCUGGACUGUGUACAAUCGCGACUGCUUAGGCAAUGUUGAGAAAUACAUCGAAGGAUGCUUCCCAGAAGACACAAUUCCAACCACAACAGCAACAGAGAAGAUAACAACGAAGAAGUUUGCAACGGAGAAAUUAACGACUAAAAAAGUGUUUCAAUUCAGCUUCGGCGAGAGCGUCACAAGGAAAGAGAUUCCUAGUACAGAACCUCCCAAGACGCGAAGGACAUUCGCGUACAGAUUCGGUGAUAAAGUCGAUAGAGAAUCAACAACUACUGCAAUUCCUAAAGCAGAUGUUACUAUUGCCAGCUUUCUUAGCCCAGAAACCACAACUUCUAGGGUUUUCUCUUUUAGUUUCACCGAUAGAACAUCAACCACCGAAGCUCCGACAAAAGAAUAUGCAGUGAAGAAAACGCAGCCAUUUAACAUCUUUGAUUUCUACCUCAAUUACUUCAAAGCCAAUCGCAAGACCACAAAAAAGCCCACAACUGAAGCCAUGACAGAAGCGACCACGGAAAUUCCCGCAGAAACUACAACCACGCGAAAGCCCAGCGUCUUCGACAUCUACCUUCGAAGGACCACAGCAUCGCCCAAGAGGACGACUUUCUUCGCCAACUCACUGCCAACAGUGAAGCCCUUCGAGCUGGACUACAUCAAGGCGCUCACGACGCCCAAGAACAUCAUCUCGAGAUCAGCUCAAGAUCCGCCGUCCACCAAAUCGCCGCAGCGCAAUCACUUCGACAGCAUCUUCGACACAUUCUUCCACGGAUAGAAGCGCGGUCGGCCGCAAGAAUGCCGGACGCGUGCUGGCGUCGAAAAAAGCCGUGACGUCACAGCGACUAUGUUUUCAUAGUUAAUUAUGUUGGACAAGAAACCAAACAACUCCAGCGACACUUGUUGUCUGGGGGAUCAAGUGUAAACAGUGGACUUUUUGCGCCCAAGCGCGGGGCAAUUUAUCAAAGUCUCAAGUGGAUUGACCCUUGGGAUUUCUGCAUUUUUUGCACCAGCACACCUUCGCGCAGUAGCUCGUAUACGAUAAAGACAGAACUUGCCGGCAUUAUGUGUUCUCCCGUGAGUGGCUCCCAAUGAGGCGCGGUGCGAUUAAGUGGACAGAAGAGACUUAAUUUAUGAGAGCUGUGUGAGAGACGAAUUAAACACGAAUAAAAGACUUG
This is a messenger RNA of Phlebotomus argentipes, 2725 nucleotides long. RefSeq lists its product as uncharacterized. The record is from RefSeq and is a predicted model, not a curated record. The transcript is spliced from 2 exons. Bases 199 to 2325 code for a protein of 708 amino acids. Lineage: Eukaryota; Metazoa; Arthropoda; Insecta; Diptera; Psychodidae.